AUGGCCUCGGCAAGCAGCUCAUCGGUAGCCAGUGGGGGUGCGGCUCAGCACAUCGACGUCGACGUCGAGGACGACGCUCGAGCCGGUAGCUCUUCCGAGGCGCUGGACGAGGACAUGGCUGGAGACGCUACGCCAGCAGCAGACGACGCCGAGACACCUCAGAGCACGCACACCACGGGGCUACAGGAUGGUUCGGACGCGGCAACGCCUUUCUACCAGAACAACAGCAACAAGAAGCAAAGCAGCAGCUCGAGACUAACGGACACUGCGCAUGAUGAGGACGACGACAUGAUGGAGCCUACUUUGCCCGGCGUCGAAGGAAGGUUCUUGGACGAGAAGAUCCGAGCGCGCUACAUCCAAGAGAUUGGCGAUAUCUUCGGAUGA
Molecule: messenger RNA, 384 nt
Organism: Kalmanozyma brasiliensis GHG001
Lineage: Eukaryota; Fungi; Basidiomycota; Ustilaginomycetes; Ustilaginales
Exons: 3
Coding region: 1-384 (127 amino acids)
Source: RefSeq, a predicted model, not a curated record